Messenger RNA from Naegleria fowleri, 1737 nucleotides. RefSeq lists its product as uncharacterized. NCBI's taxonomy places the organism in Eukaryota, Heterolobosea, Eutetramitea, Acrasida, Naegleriidae. The record is from RefSeq and is a predicted model, not a curated record. The transcript is spliced from 2 exons. Bases 1 to 1737 code for a protein of 578 amino acids.
AUGAAGAACAGUAAAAACGAUAACAAAAAAUCAUUAUUGAAACGUUUCGUUCAAACAGUGAGCAAUUCACAGAUCGGAAAGAAGCUAUUGACUGCUGAAAUUGAAAAAGAAGUCAAGAACAAUGUUGUUCAUAUGUUUCCAAAACCAGAGGGAUCGCAAGGCAAAGUGACAUUUCCAGAGAAGGGAGUGAAAGAGUCAGAAAUUGAAGAAUAUUUAUUGAAAUUGAAAGAGAUGGAUGUAAAAACAAAAGAAGGGAAGACAUUUGCAUUUGUGUAUCAUCUAUCAGAGGGUCAUGAUGAAUUUGUGACCAAAAUGCAUAACAUGUUUAUUAAUACGAACUGUUUGAGUCCAAUGGCUUUCAAAUCAUUGAGACAAAUGGAAGUUGAGCUUGUUGAGAUGACAUCCUCUCUUUUCCAUGGUCAUGAGCCCUGUCAUGAUGAGAAUAUUUUACCCUAUGAAUUUCAUCGAGAAUUUCUCAAAAAAGAUGUUGUUGGAAAUUUAACAUCAGGAGGCACUGAAUCUCUUCUAGUCAUGCUCAAAACCUAUCGUGACUUUUUCUCUUCCAACAUUGAAGAGUUUAAGAAAAUAAUGAAGAGAAAGUAUCCCUCUCAAUCAUUGGAGAUUGACUAUUACAAUGGCCCAUUCGAAGUCAUUGUUCCUACGACCAUUCACCCUGCCGUGAAUAAGGGAGCUCAUUAUUUUGGCUUAAAGCUUGUGGAAGUACAAGUGGAUCCAACAACAAUGACAAUUAUUCCUGAAAAGGUUGAGCAAGCAUUCCAUCCAGGAAAAACGAUACUGGUCAUUGGCAGUUGUCCAUCCUAUCCGCAUGGAGUGCUUGACCCAAUUGAUAAACUGUCUGAACUUGUGGUCAAAUUAGGACCCAUUGGUUUACAUGUGGAUAGCUGCAUUGGUGGCUAUGUCAUGCCCUUCAUCCAAGAAUUGAAUGCUCAGAACCACAAUGGCUCAAACAAAGAGCAGCUAUGCAUUUUCGAUUUUUUGAAUUUAGGAGUCACCAGCAUUUCUGCCGAUUUACACAAAUAUGGAUACUCUUGUAAAGGUGCAAGUGUCAUCAUGUAUAGAAAUUCUUUCAUUCGAAAGUAUCAAUUCUUUGUAUACAAUGGAUGGAGUGGAGGUCUGUACAUUUCUCCCACAAUCACAGGAAGUAAGGGAGGAGGUCCAAUUGCCUCAAGUUAUGCAAGUGUUAAAUUAUUAGGAAAGCAAGGUUUUUUGAAGGUUACCCAACGAGUGUUAAAUACGAGAAAAUUCAUUCAAAAUGCCAUUGAAACUGAUGAAUUAUUGUCAAAGUAUUUGAUGGUGGUCGGUCAGCCAUGUUCCACCAUUCUAAGUUUUACCACGCAUCAUGCGUUCAAUCAUUUCUUUAACCUUUCGAAUGCUUCUUCGGAGGAACUUUCAGAAGAGGCUUCACACCAUGAAGUGAAUAUAUUUGCAAUUUCAGAUCACAUGGAAAAGACAUAUGGAUGGGAUCUUCAGAGACAAAUCAAACCUGAUGCCUUGCACAUGACCUUAAUGCCUCAACAUAUUGGACUCGAAGAAAGAAUUAUCUCAGACUUGAAACAAUCAUUGAGAUAUGUGAUUGAUCAUGUCUCAGAGUUUUCUGGCAAGAAUAGUGUGGCCAUGUAUGGAAUGGUUGCUAAUGUGGAGAGUUGGUUGAGUGAGGAUACUGUUGAACUGUUUUUGAAGACGUUUGUGGAUGAAGUUUAUCGAUUUCGUAAUUAA